GCGAACAGGCUUCAGAUGCUUCUGGGUUGUGGUGGGGAAGCUUUCCGAGUUCUCGUGUGUGCGCUUGAGAGUCGAGCGCUAGAGCGACCCGGCGAGGGAUGGCGGCCACCGGGACCGCGGCCGCCACGGCCACCGGCAAGCUCCUGGUCCUGCUGCUGCUCGGGCUCACGGCGCCUGCUGCGGCACUAGCCGGCUACAUCGAGGCUCUUGCAGCCAAUGCCGGAACAGGAUUUGCUGUUGCCGAGCCUCAAAUUGCAAUGUUUUGUGGGAAGUUAAACAUGCAUGUGAACAUUCAGACUGGAAAAUGGGAACCGGACCCAACAGGCACUAAGAGCUGCUUUGGAACAAAAGAAGAAGUUCUUCAGUACUGUCAGGAGAUGUAUCCAGAGCUACAGAUCACAAACGUGAUGGAAGCAAAUGAGCCUGUCAGUGUUGACAAUUGGUGCCGGAGGGACAAAAAACAGUGCAAGACACACAUGGUGAUCCCUUUCAAGUGUCUUGUGGGUGAAUUCGUAAGUGAUGUUCUACUAGUUCCAGAAAAGUGCCAGUUUUUCCACAAAGAGCGGAUGGAGGUGUGCGAGAAUCACCAGCAUUGGCACACUGUAGUCAAAGAGGCCUGUCUGACUCAGGGAAUGACCUUAUAUCGCUACGGCAUGUUGCUGCCUUGUGGGGUAGACCAGUUUCACGGCACUGAGUAUGUGUGCUGCCCUCAGACAAAGAUGAUUGAAUCUACUGUGUCAAAGGAAGAGGAGGAAGAGGAGGAGGAGGAAGAAGAGGAGGAGGAUGAAGAGGAAGACUAUGAUAUUUACAAGAGUGAAUUUCCUACCGAAGCAGAUUUGGAGGACUUCACAGAAGCAGCUGUGGAUGAGGACGAUGAGGAUGAGGAGGAAGGGGAGGAAGUGGGGGAAGACCGUGAUUACUACUACGACACCUUUAAAGGAGAUGACUACAAUGAGGAGAGCCCAACUGAACCCAGCAGCGAUGGGACAAUUUCAGAAAAGGAAAUUACUCAUGACGUUAAAGCUGUCUGCUCGCAGGAGGCGAUGACGGGGCCCUGCCGGGCCGUGAUGCCCCGUUGGUACUUCGACCUCUCCAAGGGAAAGUGCGUGCGCUUUAUAUAUGGCGGCUGCGGAGGCAACAGGAACAAUUUUGAGUCUGAGGAUUAUUGUAUGGCUGUGUGUAAAGCGAUGAUUCCCCCAACUCCUCUGCCAACCAAUGAUGUCGAUGUGUAUUUCGAGACCUCUGCAGAUGACAAUGAGCAUGCCCGCUUCCAGAAGGCUAAGGAGCAGCUGGAAAUACGGCACCGCAACCGGAUGGACAGGGUAAAGAAGGAAUGGGAAGAGGCUGAGCUUCAGGCCAAGAACCUCCCGAAAGCAGAGAGGCAGACUCUCAUUCAGCACUUCCAAGCUAUGGUGAAAGCCUUGGAGAAAGAGGCGGCCAGUGAGAAGCAGCAGCUGGUGGAAACCCACCUGGCUCGAGUGGAAGCCAUGCUGAAUGACCGCCGCCGAAUGGCUCUGGAGAAUUACCUCGCCGCCUUGCAGUCCGACCCGCCGCGGCCUCAUCGCAUUCUCCAGGCCUUGCGGCGUUACGUCCGUGCUGAGAACAAAGAUCGCCUGCAUACCAUCCGUCAUUACCAGCAUGUGUUGGCUGUUGACCCAGAAAAGGCAGCCCAGAUGAAAUCCCAGGUGAUGACACAUCUCCAUGUGAUUGAAGAAAGAAGGAACCAGAGCCUCUCCCUGCUCUACAAAGUACCUUACGUAGCCCAAGAAAUCCAAGAGGAAAUUGACGAGCUACUUCAGGAGCAGCGUGCCGACAUGGACCAGUUCACUGCCUCCAUCUCCGAGACCCCCGUGGACGUCCGGGUGAGCUCCGAAGAGAGCGAGGAGAUCCCGCCGUUCCAUCCCUUCCAUCCCUUCCCAUCCUUACCUGAGAAUGAAGACACUCAGCCGGAGUUGUACCACCCAAUGAAAAAAGGAUCUGGAGUGGGAGAGCAGGAUGGAGGACUGAUCGGUGCUGAGGAGAAACUGAUUAACAGUAAGAAUAAAGUGGAUGAAAAUAUGGUCAUCGACGAGACUCUGGACGUUAAGGAAAUGAUCUUCAAUGCCGAGAGGGUUGGUGGCCUGGAGGCAGAGCCGGAAUCUGUGGGGCCCCUGCGGGAGGACUUCAGUCUGAGCAGCAGCGCCCUCAUUGGGCUGUUGGUCAUUGCGGUGGCCAUUGCCACGGUCAUCGUCAUCAGCCUGGUGAUGCUGAGGAAGAGACAGUAUGGUACCAUCAGCCAUGGGAUCGUGGAGGUUGACCCAAUGCUCACCCCAGAAGAGCGUCACCUGAACAAGAUGCAGAACCAUGGCUACGAAAACCCCACCUACAAAUACCUAGAGCAGAUGCAGAUCUGAGUGGGAGGAAGCGUGGCGCCGGUCAGAGCGGGCGCUGCGGUGGGCCAGGAGAGGGAGGCCCGACGUUUGGGAGCAGCUCCUGCCCGGCAGUUGCUCCCAGAGGAUUCCAGCUUCCAUUCGGACCUCCUGGAUCAUUAAGACUAUAAAAUACUACUGUAGAAUCACAAUUUCCAUUCUUUUAAAUGGGUGAAAAAUGUUAAUAUAACUAUAUGAUAUAUAAACCUUAAAUGAAAAAAAAAUCUAUUGCAGAUAUUUGAUGUAGUUUUCUUUUUUUAAAUUAAUCAGAAAUCCCACUUCUAUUGUAUUGUCUCACAUAUGCUCUUUGUAAAUGGACAAUGUUGGUUUUCAGUGAUAGACUGUGCAGGCCAUCCCAGUUGCAUUGUAUGAAACACUGUUUAAGGCUCAUUCACUGUCCUGGUUUUUCUUAGGGGAAAAAAAAAAAAGAAGAAGAAGAAGCAACUAAGGCAGUAUUCCCUUUUUCAAUGAGCUAGCUUCCAGAAAGUUGUCCAGAAACUAAACAUGAUCGGGAACCGUCAUUGACCAUUCAAGCACAUCAUGAGACCCUCGCAAAAUCGUGUCAGAGGACCAGGUUCUUGGAAUUCUGGUGUUCCCAGUGCUGGGCACCUUGGUGUCACCCAGGAGGCUGAAAGCAUCUGGUUUGGAGCCUACUGUAUACAGAUUAGGGCAGCCACUACUGCUUUCCUUCUAAAUCCAGUUCUUCCAUGGAAAUUAGCCUGUAGUUUGUAUAGGACGUUCUUCCACUGUCUGCCGUUGACUGACCGUAGCUUUUUACUACUCACUUCCCUUCCCAGUCACAUCCACGUGUGCUGUCUUUUCCUCUUUAGACAUUCCCCCCCUCCCCGCCAAAGCACUGAGCCUCGUCCCUCCCCAUUGUACCCUGACUUCCCUGGCCGCCCCCUCCCGGCAGUUGCCUCUCAGCUGCUCAGAGAAGACCGCAGUACUGGGUGGCCCUCCCCGCUCCCCCCUGCCCACCCCGGGAGAGAGGUGAGGGGCUGGCUUUAUGUGCAAGGAGCAUAUUCCACAUUGUACACGAAAUGCUCUGUAGACACUGUGGAAAGCUUUGGAGAUUUUGUUUCCUUCACCUGAGUCUUUGUGAUGCUUGUAUAGUUGAUGAUGCUCACAGUUUUUCUUUUUUUUUUCUGUUUUUUCUUUCUUUUUUAUUUUAGUCUGGAGGUUCUGAUGUAUUUUUUUCUAUUUCCCUGUGACCGUUUUUUGUUUUUUAGGGUUUUUUUUUUUUUUUUCUUUCUUCCCCUCUCCUCCCUUACCCAUGUGUCUUCCCACUAUGCACAGAUAAACUUCACCUACAAACUCCUUAAUCUGAUUUGUGGAGAAUGUACAGUUGAAACACAUCAAUAAAUACUUUAACUUCCA
This is a messenger RNA of Lutra lutra (Eurasian river otter), 3785 nucleotides long. It is a transcript of the gene APLP2, whose product is annotated as amyloid beta precursor like protein 2. Gene Ontology annotation, cellular component: membrane. Gene Ontology annotation, biological process: central nervous system development; axonogenesis. The transcript has 18 exons. Bases 99 to 2393 code for a protein of 764 amino acids. The record is from RefSeq and is a predicted model, not a curated record. Gene Ontology annotation, molecular function: serine-type endopeptidase inhibitor activity; transition metal ion binding; heparin binding. NCBI's taxonomy places the organism in Eukaryota, Metazoa, Chordata, Mammalia, Carnivora, Mustelidae.